AUGGCAAUGACAGAAGCCGAUCGAAAGCGCAUGGGCAAACCUCAUGCGGAGCUGAUUGCAGCACUUCAAAAGGCACCUUUCCCAGAUCUCUCAAACGGCAACCCGGACGCUUCAGUCCAGGACAUUCGCCACAAUCGCGCAUCUCAUCUAGCCAAACUGCGACACCUGUACCCUAUCCCAGGGCCCAUAUCGGAUGAAGUACACGAGUCGGAGUAUCAGAUACCCGUUAGAGAUGGCUCUACUAUUCGGGUCCGCGUUUAUGUUCCGACCAAGUCGACCUUGCCCAUCGAUCAGAGACCAUUGAUCAUAAUGUUUCACGAAGGAGGCUGGCGCAUGGGAGACCUGACGGACGAGGACUUGAACUGCCGCAUGUUCUCUCGGGACCUUGGUGCUGUAUGCGUCAAUGUGGAAUACCGACUUGCUCCAGAAUACAGAUUCCCACACGGCGUGAACGAUGCGUAUGACUCUGUCAAAUGGUGCGCAGCGGAGGCAUCGCCAUCUUCGAACAUCCUGCCUUGCGAUCCCGCGAAGGGCUUCCUGGUGGGCGGAGCGUCGGCAGGAGGCAACUUCGCUGCCAUCAUGUGUCAGAUUGCGAGGGAUGAAAGUCUUAGUCCUCCUUUAACUGGACAAUACCUUUGCGUACCGGCUCUCUGCAGCCAGAGCGUGGCACCGGAGGGAUGGAAGGCGCAUAUGCGCAGUCGUGACGAGUCUGCAGAUGACCCGGUCUUGCAACUCAGACCAAAUCGAGACCAGGAAAGGUUGGAAGUGCUGAGAGUUGAGGCGGACAACCCGUUGUACAGUCCGUUGCUCCAUAAAGAUCUCACCAGGCUUCCUCCGGCCUUCUUUCAGCUCGGAGGGCUCGAUCCGCUCAGGGAUGAGGCUUUGGUGUAUGCCGAGAUACUGAAGGAAAACAACACACCCACCAGUGUCCAAGUUUACGAUGGGUUCGGGCACAUGUUCUGGACUAAUUGGCCGACAAUGGAGAGAAGCAAGCAAUUUGUACAGGACACACUUGAGGGAGUGAAGUGGCUUCUGUCGGGUCCAGUCACCAGCACAACAUGA
Fulvia fulva is the source of this 1062-nucleotide messenger RNA. Its product is annotated as AB hydrolase superfamily protein. The transcript has a single exon. Gene Ontology annotation, molecular function: hydrolase activity. The record is from RefSeq and is a predicted model, not a curated record. Lineage: Eukaryota; Fungi; Ascomycota; Dothideomycetes; Mycosphaerellales; Mycosphaerellaceae. The coding region runs from base 1 to 1062 and encodes 353 amino acids.